GGAGAGUUCCGGGCUGCGGCCUGACCCUACUCGGUACCGCAGGUCAGACGGCCCAGGGGCGCGCUCCCGGAAGCUGGCCACCUGCGGGUGGCGUGAAAAGCUAUGACUACCGCUGUGGUGCUGUGCGCUGCGCGGGCUCUGCGGUCGCUGAACAGGAUCCCUGGAAUCUGCCGGACACAGGCCAGACACACCCACCAGAGAGCUUCCUUGCUGUCCUUCUGGGAGCUCAUCCCCAUGAGAGCAGAACCUCUACGGAAGAAGAAGAAGGUAGACCCUAGAAAGGAUCAAGCGGCAAAGGAUCGCUUAAAAAGGAGGAUCCGAAAACUGGAAAAAGCUACCCAAGAACUAAUUCCUAUUGAGGAUUUUAUUACCCCUGUGAGGUUCUUGGAUAAGUCAAGACAGCGACCUCAGGAGGAGCAUUCUUUCAAGGAGAGUGAGCAAAGAGCUCUUCUGCUGAAGAGGUGGGCACUAUACAAGCAGCAGGAACAUGAAGCAGAGAGGGAUGCCAUCAGAGCCAUGCUGGAAGCCCAGCAAGAAGCGCUUCAGGAACUGAAGCUUGAGUCUCCAGAGCUCUACUCGGAGGCCAUAAAGCGGGACCCCAGCCUAUUCCCCUUUGAGAAAGAAGGGCCACACCACACGCCACCAAUCUCUAACUACCAGGCCCCUGAAGGAAGGUACAAUGACAUCACCAAGGUAUACACACAAAUAGAAUUCAAAAGAUAGAACUAAAAAUUGCUAUCUUUGGAAGAUGCUGGCCCAAGGAGUCAGAGUGACCGAGCUAAAGUCUA
Phodopus roborovskii (desert hamster) is the source of this 788-nucleotide messenger RNA. RefSeq names its product mitochondrial ribosomal protein L40 (gene Mrpl40). Lineage: Eukaryota; Metazoa; Chordata; Mammalia; Rodentia; Cricetidae. The coding region runs from base 103 to 723 and encodes 206 amino acids. The transcript has 4 exons. Gene Ontology annotation, cellular component: mitochondrial large ribosomal subunit; mitochondrial ribosome. The record is from RefSeq and is a predicted model, not a curated record.